Molecule: messenger RNA, 1075 nt
Organism: Branchiostoma floridae (Florida lancelet)
Lineage: Eukaryota; Metazoa; Chordata; Leptocardii; Amphioxiformes; Branchiostomatidae
Product: deoxyribonuclease-1-like
Exons: 8
Coding region: 64-933 (289 amino acids)
Biological process (GO): DNA catabolic process
Cellular component (GO): nucleus
Molecular function (GO): DNA nuclease activity
Source: RefSeq, a predicted model, not a curated record
CCUUCAUCUAUUCAUCUGUGACUGCUAACCGUUGAAGGACAGAUUCUGAAGCAAGGCAGGACAAUGAAGUGCGGUUUGGCAUUUUUUGCCCUCGGGGUCUUAGCCCUUUCUGGAGCCUGCUCUGCGCUGAAAAUCGGCGCCUUCAAUGUGCAGACUUUCGGCAGGACGAAGAUGUCUAAGCCUGACGUCGUUGAGAUACUUCUCCAGAUUGCAGAGCGUUAUGACAUCUUGCUGAUCCAGGAGAUUCGGGACAGCACGUUUACCGCCAUCUACAGUUUCCUGGACCAGCUCAAUGCCCGCCGCGGAAAUGACUACUCCAUGGUUCUGAGUGACCGUCUGGGAAGGUCUACAUACAUGGAACAGUACGCCUUUCUCUGGAGCACCGAAAACAGAACCAUUUCGUACGCUCGUUACAGGAACGACCGGGAUCUGGUUCUCGCCGGCGACUAUCACUACGAAGACUCGGAGGACAUUUUUGCCAGGGAGCCCUACAUCGUCCGGUUCAUGUCGGGAAAUACAGUAACCGACGACUUCGUGCUGAUCCCCAUGCACGCCGCCCCUAGUGACGCAGUGGCGGAGAACAACGAACUGUUCACCGUGUACCAGGACGUCGUGUCGCGCUGGGGGGUCCAAAACGUCAUCAUCAUGGGAGAUCUCAACGCAGACUGCAGCUACGUGGGCGCCUCUGAUUGGUCGAACAUUCGAAUCUGGACGGACAACCGAUUCGAAUGGCUGAUCGGGAACGAGGCUGACACGACCGUCAAGAGCACCCACUGUGCUUAUGACCGGCUGGUUGUUGCAGGUUCCCAGCUCCAGGCGUCUGUUGUGAGCUACAGCGUCUUUGACUACAAGUCUGAAUAUCGCCUUACCCAGUCAGAGGCCGAGGAUGUGAGUGACCACUGGCCUGUGGAGAUGGACAUUGCAGUCUGGUAGUGACACAUCUCCCCUCAGACCAUCUGCAGAGAAGCCAAGAACUACCUCCGCUGCCAUGCCUGCGAGUUCACACCGUCAGUGAGAGAUGAAAUAUGAAUUACUGUCAUAAAAAUAUUAAACCAAAUUAAAACUGAGCAAAAGG